Molecule: messenger RNA, 3463 nt
Organism: Oncorhynchus nerka (sockeye salmon)
Lineage: Eukaryota; Metazoa; Chordata; Actinopteri; Salmoniformes; Salmonidae
Product: 5'-AMP-activated protein kinase subunit gamma-1-like
Exons: 16
Coding region: 404-2152 (582 amino acids)
Biological process (GO): protein phosphorylation; regulation of catalytic activity
Cellular component (GO): nucleotide-activated protein kinase complex; cytoplasm; nucleus
Molecular function (GO): AMP binding; protein kinase regulator activity; protein kinase binding
Source: RefSeq, a predicted model, not a curated record
AGCACUUUUGUUGACUAUCUCAUUACAGCAUAGCUAAGUACUCGUUAGGCAACAAUGGACUAGCCUUGCGCUCAGAGAAUGGAAAGGGUAUAAGACUUGAGUUGUUUUUUAAAGCUCAGACAGAUUAGCAUCGCUGGGGAUAGGUUUUUCUCUUGAUCAGAAAGACAGGUUUUUCUCUUGAUCAGAAAGACAGGUUUUUUUUCAGACUAAUUUUCAAGGCUGGAGGACAGGUCAAAGUGAGCUCAUCUCUUGGGGGAAGGAAGGUUUUUCUCCACUUGUUGUCAUUCUGCUCUUGCCUGUAUGCUGAUAAGAAGCCUCAGUGCUCCAGGACCAUACGCACAGCAGAGGGGAUUUUGCUUGUCGUUCUGCACUUUGGGAGUAGAAGGACCUCAGCUCGUUUGCCAUGCCCUUCUUGGAGAGAGAUGCCGACCAUAUGGAUACGGACGGCAUACGGAAGGGUGGAGGAAGUUGCCACUCAGUCAGCCCGACGAAAGGUUUCUUCACCCGGGGACCCUUCAGUCGGCCCUCCAGUCCCAAGUCAGCCCCUGCCAGGACCAAGAACAGCCCAGGCUCCCCCAAAACCAUCUUCCCCUACCAUUCGUCCCAACAGGACUCCCCACCCAAGUCGUCUCGUCGCCUGAGCUUCAGCGGCAUCUUCCGCUCCUCCUCCAGGGACUCUACCUCUAACUCCACCUCCACCUCUCCCGUCAGCAUCAAGGUCUUCUCCAGGGCCAGGAAAGCCUCUGGGAUCUCCUCGCCCCCCUCAACUCCUCCAACGCAGUCCGUCAAGCAGCCGCCGGCGUUCCUGCUGGAGGCCUAUCGGAGUGAGCCGGAGAGGCCGGAGGCACGGAUGCGCUCCUACUCUUCCCCGCCAGACACCGGGCAACGCUUCAGUCUACCCUGCACCAAACCACCCAUGACUCCCUCCGCCCCCAUCUCUACCUCACAAUCACAACCAGUCGACAGUUUAGUUGAAACCAUGCUGAAGAAACUUGAGCUAGAAGAUGAAGCUGUUGAAGAAUCCGAAAGGGAUAUCUACAUGCGCUUUAUGAAGUCACACAAGUGCUACGACAUUGUUCCUACCAGCUCCAAGCUCGUUGUUUUUGACACUACUCUGCAAGUAAAGAAGGCUUUCUUUGCCUUGGUGGCCAACGGGGUGCGGGCAGCCCCGCUAUGGGAGACGAAGAAGCAGAGCUUUGUCGGAAUGUUAACCAUCACAGACUUCAUCAACAUCCUCCACAGAUACUACAAGUCUCCCAUGGUACAAAUAUAUGAGCUGGAGGAGCAUAAAAUUGAAACGUGGAGAGAGCUCUACCUACAAGAAACCUUUAAGCCGUUAGUGAACAUAUCACCUGAUGCAAGUAUAUUUGACGCAGUAUACUCACUCAUCAAGAACAAGAUCCACCGGCUGCCCGUCAUCGACCCAGUCAGCGGAAACGCACUUUAUAUCCUCACACACAAGAGAAUCCUCAAGUUCCUCCAGCUCUUUGUGUGUGAGAUGCCAAAGCCUGCCUUUAUGAAGCAGACCCUGGAGGAGCUGACCAUCGGCACCUACCACAACAUCGCCUUCAUCCACCCCGACACACCCAUCAUCAAGGCCCUGAACAUCUUCGUGGUCCGGAGGGUGUCCGCCCUGCCAGUGGUGGACGAGUCAGGGAAAGUCGUGGAUAUUUAUUCCAAGUUUGAUGUCAUUAACCUUGCUGCUGAGAAGACCUACAACAACCUGGACAUCACGGUGACCCAGGCUCUGAGGCAUCGCUCGCAGUACUUUGAGGGCGUGAUGAAGUGCAACCGGCUCGAGACACUGGAGACCAUCGUGGACAGGAUAGUCAAAGCAGAGGUCCACAGGCUGGUGGUGGUGGGCGACAACGCCCACAUCGUGGGCAUCGUUUCCCUGUCGGACAUCCUGCAGGCCCUGGUGCUCACCCCUGCAGGCAUCGGCAGGAAGAGCAGCCAAGCACAAUCAAAAGCAGAGGCACCACCAGAAACAUUGGUAGAGGCAGAGGCACCACCAGAAACAUUGGUAGAGGCACCACCAGAAACAUUGGUAGAGGCACCACCAGAAACAUUGGUAGAGGCACCACCAGAAACAUUGGUAGAGGCACCACCAGAAACAUUGGUAGAGGCAGAGGUAGCAGGGGCUGGAAACUGAAGCUGAGACCGAGAAUGAGGUAGUGGGGGUUAAGUCUGAAGUUGAGACUGAGAUGGAGAACGCUGAAGCCGUGGCAAAGACUGAGGCAGUGGUGAAGGUAGAGACUGAAGCUGGACCAAAAGAUGCUGAGGGAAAGGCGGCGUAUGUGCUGUGUGUGACUGAUCUGCCGUGACACGGGACAUUCCUGUGAGAGGAAGUUGACUCGGAAGACUGAUGGAAGUUGAACCCCCAGACUGAUGCAUUGUCUGGGCUGAGAAAAGGGUUGGAUCUGACUGGUGGGAUGGGUGGUACAGUCAAAGUGACCCUCUGGGUAACCAGGGCCCUGAUGGGUAAUUUGCUGUGAUAGGGGAGACGUGGUCACAUGGGUGACUGACUCGGGCUGACCAUCCUGGAAUUAUUUUACUAGAGGGUUUGGCGGUGGUGCCUCCUCUUCUCCCCCCUCAAGAUUGUGCAUCAUCACUCCCCUCUACUUUUACCCCCUGGAUGUUCCAUAAAUAACCCCUACCCCCUAGGCCCUCAUUUACACUUGACAUGAGUGGAAAGGUAUUAGCAACAUGGCUAGUAUUCCAGCUAGCCUAUCAGAAGCCCUCAAGGUGGUUUGAGUUAUUAUAAGCUUGUUUUUAGUUGCUGGUUAUUUUCCAUUUGAAUCAUAAUCUUGUCUGCUCUCCUUCAGGGAAAGAGUAUUGAGUUGUUUUUUUCUUUAUUUGCACAAGGUUUUGUGAAUGGAAACAAGGGAUGUCGGUGGCUCUCUGAAAACUACACCCAUUCCCCCUGCUACUUAUGAUGUCCCUGUGACAGUGGGCGGAGCUUGCUGUCCUGUCUUUAACGUCUUUGGUGCCUUUCGAGAGAUUUUUUUUUAAAAGUAUUUUUGAAAGAGAGCGAAAGAGGUGAUGGUAUGACGACUUUGUUGCUCAAUGCAAUUCAAGAAGCAGCAGCUGCCUAUAUACAAUAUAUCCAAUAUGUAUUUACAUUUCUCCAGUUACUUAGAGGCAUGCAAGAUACAUCUUGUACUCUGUAUCGAUCAUACUGGAAAUAUAGAGAAACCUUUGCUACUGAGGAAACUUUAAGUGCCAGAGAAAGGACAGUUAUAUAUUUUUUCUCUUUAGUCAAUAUUGUAAGAUCAUGCUCUUUUUGUAAUAUUUACUGAUCAUUUUCUUGUCAUUCAAAUUUUGAAGUUAUAUUGUUGAUAGACUCAGAUGAGUGGUUUAUCUAUUGAAAAUGAACAGAUGUGUCAUGACAUAAUACAUGUUUCUGUUAUUUAAAGUUUUCUUUUGCUGUUUAAAAAAAAAGUAAUAAAACAUACUACUGAAA